Molecule: messenger RNA, 2196 nt
Organism: Xiphias gladius (swordfish)
Lineage: Eukaryota; Metazoa; Chordata; Actinopteri; Istiophoriformes; Xiphiidae
Gene: vgf
Product: VGF nerve growth factor inducible
Exons: 1
Coding region: 1-2196 (731 amino acids)
Molecular function (GO): neuropeptide hormone activity
Source: RefSeq, a predicted model, not a curated record
AUGAUUGGGUACCACAAUGCCUCAAGUGUCCUUACCCUCCUGGUCCUCCUGACAGUGGCUUCCCUCCUCCAUCUCUCCAGCCCAAAUCCUAUCAACACCCCUGGAGAUAUCAAUAUCCUACACAGAAAUACUCCUCCUGGGCUGAUGGUGUCAGAUGACAGGGAAAGAAGGUAUAAGGAGAGACAAUCAUUACAGAAAGACGAGGAAGAGGCAGAAGAGGAGCUCUUUAGAGAUGUGGAUCCCAAAACACUGGCAGCGGUUUUACUGGAGGCACUUAAUCAUUCACAAGUAGAGAGAAAGAAGGAGGGAGAAGAGCACGAUGGGAUGGUAAAAGAGAUCAAGGCUGAGAGAGGAGAGGUUAAAAAAGAGGAGGAAUACAGACAAGUGAGAGCGAUGGAGGGAGCAGAACGAGACAGAGAUGGACGACAGGAGUUAGAGCUGCUGAUGGCCACACAGGGGAAGGAGCAGGAAAGGGAGGAGGAAGAGGAGAGGAAGAAAACUCAGGAAGAAGAGGAGAAGAUGACCGAGAAGGUGACCAGUCGUACCACAAGUCAGACAGUCCAGGUCCAAACACAGAGUCCAGAUAGAAGAGGGGGAAAUGGGAAGGGUGCUGCCCCCCAGCAUGGACCAACCAGCUCUGAACAAAGCAGCAACGAGGAGGAGGAGCAGCUCAGUCCAGAGGAGUUGAAGAGCCUUGAGACCAUGAUGAAGGAGUUUCCUCGCUUGGACACAGCCACUAAGAGGAAGGGAGAUUUAGAGCAAAACCAGAGAGAAAGCAGAGGUUACAGCAUUCACAAUGAAAUCAUACCAAUAAACAAAGGUAGUAACCUCGCCAUGUCUAAGAAGAAACUGAAAUGGCAAGAAGAGACACAGAAAGCCCUAAACUUUCCAGCAUUCAGGGGAGGUAACUUUAUGGAUGACUUUGAGAAAAGUAAGUAUGCAGCACAGUCCCAGCCUCCAGCAGAGCAGGAAGUGAUGGAAGAAGAUGAACUUGAGGAUGGGGAGGAGAAAGAAGAUGAGGAGGUGUUGAGUCCAGAAGAAGAGGAGGCUCGGGCCAAAGCAGAGCAGGAGGAAAUGAGGAGGCAGGCAGCUGAGGCACAGAGAGCCAAGAUGGAGGAGGAGAAGUUGGCUGACAUUGCAUCGGACAUGCUGCUGCGCUACAUGGUCAAACAGAAUAACGGGAACAAGAAGUAUAGCUCGUCUCUGUCCAACGCUGCAGAGGACAAGAGGUCUGAUGAAGAACAGGAAGCGAUGGAGGAGGAUGAUAUCGAUCCUCGAACCAUUGACAAGCUAAUCGAAAUCUCCAGCAAGCUCCACCUCCCUGCUGACGAUGUGGUGGACAUCAUCAGUGAUGUUGAGAAGAAGAAGAAGAAAGACGUGCCGCCUGAGCUAACGUCACAUUGGCAACAACCUCUAACUUCCCUGUCCUCUUCAUUCUCAUCUACCAAUGGUUUCUCAGCAUCACAGAUUCCAACAAGUCAAAAUAACUUCCCUGUCUCUAAGCAAUCCUCUCCAGCUUUCAAUCUCCCCAAAACUUGGUUCCUGGAGAAAACUUCAACAAAAUCACAGGAUAAUUGGAGCAAACCUGCAAACCCUCUGCUAGCCAAUCAAAAUCUUUGGUCCAAACCUCAGAAGCUUAUGUCAAGCAAACAGGACCUCUGGCUCAAAUCACCCAAGUCUGUUUGGACUGGUUACCCUUCUUAUCCCUACAUUUAUCCAUUCUACUACCAGAGGAAGCCAUACCCAGACUACUACCCCAUCUAUUUUCCACCUCCCCCCAGACCCAAACCCCGUUACUACAUCCCCAAACCUGCGCUCACCCUCAACAACUUCCUGGGAAAUUCUGUGGAUGAUGCCCACACUUUCCCUCCCAAACGCCGUUACCACAGCUGGGUCCAACCCCGGCUGAGGAAACCCCCCACAGGCCUCCAACAGAAGCCUUACUACACCAGCUACCCCCUCCCACAGUACCCCCUGCCAUUUCAGCCAGUACCCAUUCCCAAUCCACAUUCCCCUCCCCGAAUGCUUGUAAUCUCUCCUCAACAGAAGCAGAUUUAUUACUCAGCCUUGGCACCUGUAGUGACGAGAAAUGAAGAUUAUUAUGUGGCUGGAAAGCAGUCAGACAGCAGCAACCAUAACGAUCUUGAGAAAUACAUACAGCAGAUACUCAUGAAGAGACCGAAAAUGUUGGACUGA